UACUUCUGGGGAUCAAAUGUCAGAAUUGGAUAAGUAUCUCAAUGAAGCUACGGAGCCAGUAAAGGAUGAUUUUAAUAUUUUGUUGUGGUGGAAAGUUAAUAGCCCUAGAUUUCCUUAUUUGUCAUUGUUGGCUCGAGAUGUGCUAGCUAUUCCAGUAUCCACGGUUGCUUCUGAGUCUACCUUUAGUACCGGAGGACGUGUUCUUGAUUCCUUUAGGAGUUCUUUAACUCCUAGAAUGGCUCAAGCUCUUGUGUGCUAUCAAGAUUGGAUUCAAAAUUCAACAGUUUCAUUAGAUGUUUUUGAAGAACUUCAAGAGUUAAAUGACUUUGAAAGUGUUGAAAAUGAUUCUUCAUGGAAUGCAAUGGAACCUACCUUGUGAAUUGUGGGUAAGGUGUUUGUUUUUGGAUUUCUAAGGUAAAAAUUCAUAUUUGAAAGUAGUUGUAUUUGCUAGUUUUAUUUAUUAUUUGGUUAAGUGAUUAA
Molecule: messenger RNA, 480 nt
Organism: Ipomoea triloba (trilobed morning glory)
Lineage: Eukaryota; Viridiplantae; Streptophyta; Magnoliopsida; Solanales; Convolvulaceae
Product: zinc finger BED domain-containing protein RICESLEEPER 2-like
Exons: 2
Coding region: 17-379 (120 amino acids)
Molecular function (GO): protein dimerization activity
Source: RefSeq, a predicted model, not a curated record